GAGAAUCCAAUGAAGCCAAAUGUUAGUGCCCCAAAAGAUGUUCUUUGGCCCCAAUUGGCAGCAUCGUGGUUAUCUGGAUGGCAACAGAAGAUAGGGAGAUGAUGGAAGCCCGGGGGGCAGGAGAAAGCUGCCCAACCUUCCCCAAGAUGGUGCCUGGUGAUUCCAUGUCUGAAGGAAAGUCAAAGGCUCCUUUGGAGGCAGAGUCCUUGAAGCUAGAUUCCUCCUAUGACCACCUGGAGGAGAUGGAAACUUGUGAGGGUGGAUGCUGCUCAGGGCCACCUAAGUCACUGACCCCGAAGGCUGGCCCCACCACCAAGGGCCAGGCAGGGGAUGGACCAGAAACCGUGGAGCAGCCCUCAUCACCAGGGACCCAGUGCAGUGCUGAAAUGGAGCUGGAGAAGAUGCGCAUGGAGUUCGAACUCAAGCGUCUCCAGUGCCUGCACGAGGAGAACGAGCGGCAGCGGCAGCAUGAGGAGGUGAUGGAGCAGCUGCAGCAGCAGACAGCGCCCCGCCUGUUCUCAGGAGGCUUCCAGGACCUCCUGCUCCCCCAGAACCAGUUUGUCAUGUUCCUGUACUGCUUCAUCUUCAUACACAUAAUCUAUGUCACCAAGGAGAUGAUCUUCUUUCUCUUCUCCAAGCACUACCUGUUCUGCAUCGCGGCCAUUUUGCUCUGUUUGAUUAAAACUUUAUGGUCAUACUUCCAAGUCCUAGGUGGUCAGUCCACAGCUGAUGAAUCUGCUCUAGGAAGUCAGAGGACCCAGGCUCCUGGUUUCUCCACUAUUCUUAACACAGCUUUUGUCUUCAUCUAUGACUUUCAGGCUCAUGUUCUCAACAUCCCUGCCACAGCUCUAGACCCCACAUUCACAAGCCCAGGUUGA
Molecule: messenger RNA, 878 nt
Organism: Tupaia belangeri chinensis (Chinese tree shrew)
Lineage: Eukaryota; Metazoa; Chordata; Mammalia; Scandentia; Tupaiidae
Gene: TMEM247
Product: transmembrane protein 247
Exons: 4
Coding region: 78-878 (266 amino acids)
Cellular component (GO): endoplasmic reticulum
Source: RefSeq, a predicted model, not a curated record